AUGAUGUCGUCCACCGAGCGUACGGCGUCACAGCGCGUGCCAGCUUGGAAACGAUUGGGCCUAAAGCUCAAGGGGCCUACUGCUGCACCCGAGCCCGCACCGGGCGGCACCCCGGCAGUUGGGCACCCAAGCAGCACCCAGCACAAGAGUCACUCGAACAAACGAAAACUCGACGCCCCGCCGGGUUCCGAGCCCUCUCUGGAUAUUAAAAAGCCUCGCAGGGAGGCCGACGAUGGAAAUGCCGAGCCGAAAAAGAAGACCAAGUCUGUUUCGUUUGGAGACACUCCGACAAAGAACGGAAACCCUCCAACCACCAACGGCGACACCACCAAGCAGCCGUCCAAGCAGAAACAGCCCCAGCAACCCAAGAAGAGCAAGGGGCCUGCCAAGAAGCAGAAGCCCGCACCCCCUUUGGACCUCGCACCCGCCCUCCAGUACCUGCAGCAGUGGAAGACGUCACGCGAUAGCUGGAAGUUCAACAAGAAUCAACAAAGCGCCCUCAUCAAGCACGCAUUCGACUCUGACGGCAUUCCUGCCGCUGACAUUGGCGCCUUUUAUGAGUACAUCAGAGACUUGAAGGGAUUCGUCAGGACGAGGCUGCGUGAGACUGCCAUGGAAAUAAGGACAAAGGACGACGCGGACCGUGCGUCUGCGUUCCCGGCGGGCACGUCGGAUGUUGAAGCCAAGCAAAUCAGCUACGAAAAGCUGCUCAACGACCUUCUGCGAACCUCACAAGGUGGUCAGAAACGAAAGGGGUACAACGAAGUGGAGUACGUUGCUUCAGCCGAGGACCCAGACAUUGUCAUCCGCCGUCUGGUGAAGCGCAUGCGCGCCGAAAUGAUCAUCGAUGAGCUUUCGGAUGGCGAGCAGACGGAUGACAGCCGCACGACCCAGUCGUCGGAGACCAUAGUCACCAGCGACACCAACACAGCCAGGGGCUCCGGGACAGACAAGAGGCUAAGGCUCAACGACGGCACUGGCAAGCGGAGGCGGAAGCUGCGUGUCAACAUGGACGACAGCAGCAGCUCCGAGUCGGAGUCGGAGUCGGACUCGGACACAAGUAGCGACAGCUCCUCAGACGAGUCUGACGACGAUGAGGAGGAUUCGGUGGAUGCCAAGUCGGUCGAUGGAUAUGACUCGUCAAGUAGCUCCUCAUCUUCGUCGUCCGAGGACGACUCUGACUCGGAGUCGGAUUCAAACGACGAAGAGAGCGAUGAUGACGAGUAG
Messenger RNA from Purpureocillium lilacinum, 1227 nucleotides. RefSeq lists its product as uncharacterized. NCBI's taxonomy places the organism in Eukaryota, Fungi, Ascomycota, Sordariomycetes, Hypocreales, Ophiocordycipitaceae. The record is from RefSeq and is a predicted model, not a curated record.